AACCUCCUCUUGUAGCGCAGCCCUGCUGAGAUUACCAGUACAUCUUUUCCUUCUGUUCAUUCUACUGUUGCAAGCAUCCCUCGAACAAAUGAGAUUCGCGUGAAUUGGUGGACCGGCGGUGCCUCCGCCCGGUAAUGAGGUCUUGCGGCAACCACUGAAACAGGCACCGUUUGACAGGCACUCGCUGUCCUCCACUGCAUUGGCGCAUAUUUGCUGUGUUAUGGAGACACGAUGCUAACAAAAACAAAACAACACGAUAAAGUUCCACAUGCGCCCCUCUCUCCUCUUACACACGCGAUACUUUUUUUCUCCGAUCCUCCAGUCUGCGAUGAUCAUCUAGACUUGUUGUGGAAACUCACCCUGACCCCCGGCUACUGUGAGGUCAUUGACUGGGGUUCUGGCCUGUUGCAUGCUGUCGCAGCCCUCCAUUUGAACUCUUCAUCUGCUCCUCGGGGGCUUAUUUCCAGUUCCUUACGACACAAUUAUUUUCUCUUGCGCUCUACUUCGUUCGCUCGCUCUUCUGUUUUGCAUAGCUACAAUGGCGCGACCAAAAAGCAUGCCCGAUUUCGCUGCUCUGCUCGACUCUUCCAAGACUGUUCCCUGGAAAGAACACCCGCGUAAGAAGCCGAGUAUCUCGCUGGCUGCCGGCUUGAUCAUGGCCACGGACAGCCCUACCAAGAACGCCUACGCGCCAGGAGUACCGACGCGCAAGGAUUCGAAUUCCAACGAACCUCAGGAUUGGAGUGACAAUCUUUUCUAUGCGUACGCGCAGAAGGUAUACGGUCCCAGCGACUAUGCGCAAUCUCCCCCGUACAUUUUGACCUUUGCAAACGCCUCUGUUUGUGACCAGUGGUGGUCUCUCGUGCAAACCGAAUACCCUGAAUCUACCCGUAUGGGCCCGCAGCUCUUCGUAUUGAAAGGCGAUGAUAUGCAGGAGCAGAUACAAGACAACCCGCGUUUCUAUGACUUGCGCAAUAAAUGGUUCUACACGCCAGCUGAUGGGACAGCGGGUGUCAUUCCUCUUCAGGACUACAAAGGGAACCCAGUCACCGCACCAGCGUCAGCUCCGAAAGAAGAGGAGAAGAAGGCUGACGGUCUGGACAUGGCCAGUCUGAGGGCAUCUCUUGACCAGAUGAGCUCCAUGAUCUCGGAGAACGGUGCACAGAUUCGCGCAUUGUCCGUCGCACAAUCCGAAGGUCUGCAGCACAUGCAGGAAAUCAACGAAUCCAACAUGACACAGAUCAAAGCUCUAGCAGAAGGACAAGCAAAACUGCAAACCGUAGUCAGCGAAAACGCUUCCCACUACAUCGCCCUCUCCAACUCCUCCUUCACCAACCAGGAACAAGUCAAAUCCGUCCUCCAAGCCUCAACGUCCCAGAUCAAAGCCCUAGGCGAUGGCCAGAUGAAACUAGCCAAGACCUGCGAAGGCAUGAUGCGCACGAUCGAGAACCUCGGACAUACGGUGGGACGCGUGAGCGACAACGUCGGCGCAAUGAAUGGAGGCAUGUCGGACACAGCGAGUACUUCGUCCUAUGGAUCGAUGGCACGCAUCAGUCCAGGACCCCGUAAACUGAACCGCAGAAUCAAGGGCAUUUGGUAUGAGUACGACGCUAACACCAGCCCGGAUACGAGUCCCCGCAAGAGCGUAUCCUUCCUCGAUACACCGCCCAAAACUCCUCUGUCUGGGAAACUGAGGUAGUCAUCACGUCUGCAUCUCGCUAGAAGGAAUUACGAAAAAAGAAAGGAAUGGAUCCAGAGAUUUGUGGCUACGUUGUACGAUAUAUUGCAUUUACUUUGAGCCUAGGCGUUUGACACGAGUUUGGUCAUUUUCUUUACUUUUUCUUCCUUUCUCUUCUCCCCUGGAAAAUCGGUUUGGCCUCCGGCGUCUGCUUUUUUUUCUCUCUAGUUUCGUGAUCAUCCUUUGUACAAGGAUACGAGUGUACCGAUAAUGAGAUAUUGCUGGCGAUGCUAUCACAUGUAAUACAACUGUCUACUUUUUCCUGACGCUUAUCAUCACAAACCGUGUUCAUGAUACUCGACCUACCUUCAAGAUACACUGACCCAUUCCAUUCCACCUGUUGUGCAUCGUG
Molecule: messenger RNA, 2090 nt
Organism: Periconia digitata
Lineage: Eukaryota; Fungi; Ascomycota; Dothideomycetes; Pleosporales; Periconiaceae
Source: the annotation of a GenBank genome assembly